Molecule: messenger RNA, 3680 nt
Organism: Thunnus maccoyii (southern bluefin tuna)
Lineage: Eukaryota; Metazoa; Chordata; Actinopteri; Scombriformes; Scombridae
Gene: plekhb1
Product: pleckstrin homology domain containing B1
Exons: 6
Coding region: 319-876 (185 amino acids)
Biological process (GO): regulation of cell differentiation
Cellular component (GO): membrane
Source: RefSeq, a predicted model, not a curated record
ACAAUAUAAACAUGGUGUGGCACGUGGUGUGAGAGUCAGAAAAGGAAAUCAUUCCAGAAAGAACGAGCAAAAUGAGAAGGGACUAGGGGGGGGGGGGCGUUGCCAAACACUCCUAAUCCAGAGUGAUCCUGUGAGUCAGCCUCAGACCAGAGCCAGAUUAAACUACCACUUCUUCACUGCCUGUAGGACAGAAAGAACAUAAACAGAAGCAGAGGAGUCCAAAACAAGCUGUUGGAUACUUAAGUCUUGUAAAUAACAAAAGUUAAUUUCUCCUUUUGCGUCUAUUGGAUUAUCAAAAAUUGGACAACAGCUGGCGACAUGGCGCUCCUGAGGUCAGGCUGGUUGUGGAGACAGACUUGUGUCCUAAAACGCUGGAAGUUAAAUUGGUGUGACCUUUGGAUAGACGGGAGUCUUUGCUUCUACAAGACUGACAGCAGGCGAGAGUUGGAGCACCGCGUCAGCCUCAAGACAACAUGUAUAGAUGUGCGGUCUGGCCUGGAAUGUGGAGGUGUGACUCCACCAGAGAGCAAUCCAAGGGAGAAUCUCAUUGUGGUUCAGCUUGCAGAUGGCUCAACAGUCAACCUGUGUGCCAACAGUGAGGAUGAAUCUAUAGCGUGGAAAAUGACUCUGCUAGAGACCAGGAGAAACCCGGUGUUCACAUAUGACCCAUAUGAUGACUCCUACCAGGCCAUCCCCCUUAACAGCUAUCAGACUGUCUACAUCGCACCUGGAGCAGGACCAGGUACCCACCAGGUGGUUGUUCAAAGGGACCCGUAUGAUACAGUGGCAGAACAUCUAGCACUGGGAUUACUGACAGGCUUGGCAGCAGGGGCAGCCAUGCGAUCCUUCCUCUGGAUGCCCUUCUUUUUCUGCUGAGAUGAUCAUAACUGACAUUACAACACUGCACACUGUCUGUCCCCACAGACAGGGAGCAUGACACCAGACGAGCAUGUGUAGAAUGGCUUUCUCUAGGUCAGCCUCCCAAAACCCCCUCAUCUUUUGUAUCAUCUGUUUUCUUAUCUGCUGUAACAAGCAGCUGGUCUUUUGGUUGUUCAGUUUUUUUUCAUAUGUGCAAUUUUGCACAUAAAAUGUACAAAUCUGUUAUGUUCUUCCUGCUUACAACACACUCGGUUUACUCAUGAGCAUUUGCAACAGGAGGUCAAUUUUGUAUCUGAAUGUUCUUUUAUCUGCUGCCUGAAUUUUACAAAUUACAAAGCUUAAGAAAACUUGUAGUUUGUAAAGUAUGUAGUCAGUACUAGAUAAUAAAUGGAUGUAUUAAAAUAUAAUUAAGGGUGAUCUUAAGUUAUUGUCUGGUUGCAUACAAACAAACCAUACCAAUUUUUUAACUACAUUGCUCUAGUUUGAACAAAAAAAUCCUUUUUCUGGAGCUUUCAACCAUGUUACAGAGCUUGCUCUGUUGUCACAGAGAUGGAUCUGUUGACGUGCAAACUCAAUAGCUGUUACGAUUUCAUCCAUAGCACUUUGAGGACCUCUCAUCCAUGUUAACUUAAAAGUUAAUCAUGCAAAACAAGCUCCCUCUGCUGAUAAAGAUCAUGUCAUAUGGCAUGAAGCUCAAGAAAAAGCUAGUAAGUGUACCUUGAGAUGGAGCUGUUAUGUCAAACUAUUAUUUCCGAGACGAAGAAUGAACUUUGGUGGUUAAGGUUUAAGCCUACCCAGACUAUAAGUUAUAAAAAUGCUUAGAUGAAAACAGCUACAAAGCUCAGUUUAAAUAGAUCCAUCUCCAUGGUAACCAAGCAAGCUCCAUCCACUGAUAAAGACCAUGAGUUGGGGUCAAAAGAUACAGAAAAAGCUAGUAAAUAGACAUUAAAAAAUUGUUUUUUGUCAAACUGCGUUUUCCACAGUGACAAUGACCUUUUUGUAUUAAUACAGAACCAAACCACAGAGACAUUUGAAAGUGGAAAUACAGUGAAUAAGCUGCAUUUUUGUUUUUAUUAGUCGUUUAUAUCCAAAAAGUAUGUCAACUCUGUACCAACGUGUUCUGAUUAGUAGCAAAGGUGUUUUCUUCUCAUACUAAUGAUGAUGCAAUCACCUCGAAAUCACCUCAAGAGACAGAGAAGACAUGAACUGUGAAAAAUGUUAUCUUACAUUAUUUGCAUGAUCCAGUGUAUAAUUUUGUGUAAUGGUUAAGAAAAACUGAAACUACAGUAACUUAAAUUAAUGUAAUUUAAGGAAGCAUAUCCCAGCUGUCCCUUAUAACCAGUAUUACUGAACAAUUCUUGCAGAACCUGAAACCAAGGAAACAGGAAACUUCAUUCUUUUCUUAUAUAAAAAAAAAGGAUUCGUAGCCUCAUCAUACCAAGUUGACGCCAUUAGGGGAUCACUGGUCUGCUGAGAUAGGCCAGUGUAAAGUUUUGCUUUAGACUAGUCUAAUGUGAGUGAAACAGCUUGAGAACGUUUGGUUACAUUGUAACCUUGGUUCUCUGAGUAAGAGACUAUCUCUCCACUCCGUUACAUAUUGCAUAUGUACGGGGAUGAUCCCCCUGCUGUCAAGGUACAUGGAUACUUCUUUAAGGCACCAGCUUGCCCGGUCACGCCCCACAGCUUACCUAUAAAGCACCUGUGCUGGCGUGUAAUCACUGAUAGUUUGAUCGAAACGUGUCUCCGAGCGGCCUCAAGCUGGAGACAUAGUCUCUCACUCAGAGAACAAAGGUUACAACGUAACCAAACGUUCUCUAUCGUAUCGAGACUAUCUCUCCACUCUGUUACAUAUUCCAUAUGUACAGGGUAACUCUUUAAGACACCCUGUGAGGAGACAGUGCAGCCCACAAGCCCAAAACACCGAUAUGUGACAAACGAACUAUUUACAAAUGUACACUAUUCACACACCAACCACGUCAAGGCCCCACAAGACGCAGAGGCCAAACAUGUGGACAUAGCAGCCACUCAAAUCAGCCCGCAAGACGCAAAGCUGACGUAGGGAGACAAACAAAAGAGGCCCAGCCGGCUACAGAGGAAGCAGACCCAGCACCUGUUCCCUGAAGCGGCAGGGAGGCUGCCCGUAGACAGAUGCUUAGCUACAAUUUAUGCAGGUAAGCGGACGACAAGCUGCAACUCGCACACUGUCCUUCACUUCUCACGCACUUUCAGAAAACAGACACUACACCUUGACUCAGGUGGAGAUCAAACAAUAAGUGAUUACACACCAGCACAGGUGCUUUAUAGGUGAACUGUGGGGCUUGACUGGGCCACCUGGUGUGUUUUAAAGAAGUAUCCACGUACCUUGACAGCAGGGGGAUCAUCGCCGUAUAUAUGGAAUAUGUAACGGAGUGGAGAGAUAGUCCCGAUAUGAUAGAGAACAGACAAAGUAAUUUUAAGAUGAAUACGUCAGCAGCCCUAUUACAGUAAUAUCUCAGAAGCUCUGUGUUUCCAAGGUAAAAAUUACUGUGGCACCAUUGUUUAUCCCAUAAAACUUUCUUUACAUCCCUCAAAACAAUGAGCCUGCCCACCAUAUGUUGGAACAAUUUCUGAUGUCUUUUAAAAGCUUUUCUGAUUACCUUUGACAAUUGUAUUGACUAUACAUCAUUUAAACACUUGACUGUGAUAGCUACUUCUAAUAAAUUAUUGCUGCUAUUGCUACAGUUCAUUGUCUGGUAAAGUGGACUUAUAACUGCUAAACUGUACAAGAAGGGAAAAAAAUUCUGCAAAAGGGAAGAGAGUGG